CCCAAACCUGGUUUUGAUAUAUGGUGCAUCAGUUAAGCUGAGUGUAAAGAAAAUGGAUCAACAAAUGAAGUUUUACACUUGUUCUGGAGUUCCUUUUGAGGUCACGUAGAUUCAUUGAGUUUAGAUGAUAAGUGCCAGCCGCAGCUUGUAGAAGCUGCAGUUGAGGAUGUUGAUAAAUUUCUGGCUGAUAUUCUAUCCUUCUUACAAUGAAAAGUCUUUUCCUGGCAGUAUCUUACAUUUCAUGCUACAGUUUAGCAGUAAACCAUAUAUGCAAGCUAGUGAUCCAGCCUUUGACAAUACUGUAAAUACCUCUAUUUGGAGGUUUCUAGAACUACAUUGACAAAUCAUUGAUUGUCAUCUGCUACAAGAGCAAGAAUGGAAAGGUAUAGAAUUUCCGAGGAGCUUGGAGAUGGUACCUGUGGUAGUGUGUUCAAAGCCUUCAAUAUAGAAACAUUUGAGAUUGUUGCUGUGAAGAAAAUGAAACGAAAGUUCUACUUUUGGGAAGAGUGCAUGAAUCUAAGAGAAGUUAAGGCCCUUCGUAAACUAAAUCACCCUAAUAUUGUAAAUCUAAAGGAGGUUGUCAGAGAAAACAAUGAACUAUUCUUCAUUUUUGAGUACAUGGAACAUAAUCUUUACCAAAUCAUGAGGGAGCGACAAAGCCCUUUUUCUGAAUGGGAAAUACGUAGCUUCAUGUCUCAGAUGCUGCAAAGACUUGCUCACAUGCAUAGAAAUGGAUAUUUUCAUCGAGAUCUGAAACCUGAAAACUUGCUGGUGACAAAGGAUGUUCUGAAAAUUGCUGAUUUUGGACUGGCAAGAGAAGUAUCAUCAAUGCCUCCUUAUACAGAAUAUGUUUCUACUCGAUGGUACCGUGCUCCAGAAGUUUUGUUGCAGUCUUCAACCUACACUCCUGCUAUUGGUAUGUGGAUAUUACUUGAUCUAAUUAUCUUUGUGUGUGUAUGUACAUAUCUGCAUCUUCUUCUAGUAGCUUUAUGGUACUCUUGUACGAAUCCAAAACUUAAUUUGCAUCUGAUAAUGUAUUCUCCAUCAAUUUGAUUUAGACAUUCUUUC
Hibiscus syriacus is the source of this 1068-nucleotide messenger RNA. RefSeq names its product serine/threonine-protein kinase MHK-like. Gene Ontology annotation, molecular function: protein serine/threonine kinase activity; ATP binding. Bases 376 to 1053 code for a protein of 225 amino acids. The transcript has 7 exons. Gene Ontology annotation, biological process: protein phosphorylation; intracellular signal transduction. The record is from RefSeq and is a predicted model, not a curated record. Lineage: Eukaryota; Viridiplantae; Streptophyta; Magnoliopsida; Malvales; Malvaceae. Gene Ontology annotation, cellular component: nucleus; cytoplasm.